UUUCAGCAUCCCACCUCGGAACGGAGAUGCUGACCACAAACAGCGCUGUCAGGACCAGCCUGUGGAUUAUUUUCCUCUGCAGCUCAGGUGUCUGUGCCAGGAGACAGCGCGCCGAUGCUGAUGAGUCCUGGUCGGAGAGCGUUUCCAGGGCCAGGUGUGCGUCGCGAUGCCUCAGCUUGCACAGUGUAGCGGCGCUCUCGAUUCUGCAGUCUCGUCUUCAGAAUAACGGAUCCUUGGGCUGGUGUCAUAAUCAUAAACAGUGUGCAAAGUGCCUGGAGCCCUGCAGAGACUCCUGGGAGAUGAAGGAGAAAGGCAUCUGCAGAGAGUUAUGUGAGCGGGUGUUUCCCAGAAAGCACUGGGAGUGUGUGACCAGCUGUGAGUUCCUGCACUCUGUGCUGAUGGUGAAGCAGGGCAGCUGUCCACCUCCACAGAGAGCCAGUGGUUUUGCUGCUGCCUGUGUGGAAAGCUGUGACCACGACAAAGAAUGCUCUGCUCAGAAGAAAUGCUGCUCUAACAGCUGUGGCCACACCUGCCAGACUCCCAGUGACAUCUACAAGGGUGCUCCUCUGAAGCCAAGGAAGGAGCUAGCCUUUGAAGAAGUGUCUUCUGGCCAGCUGGAGGUGCACUGGUCAUCGCGCUUCAACAUCUCGGCCGAGCCUGUCGUCUACGUUCUGCAGAGGAGAUGGAACUUUGGCAUCCAGCCGAGCGAGGACACGGCCACGUCGUGGCAGGUGGCUGCACAGACGACGGAGCAGAGAGCGAGGCUGUCAGACAUUCGGCCCGGUCGCUGGUACCAGUUUAGAGUGGCAGCCGUUAACCUUCACGGGACCAGAGGUUUCACCACGCCCAGCAGACACUUCCACUCAAACACAGAUCCCUCCAAUCCUCCUGCUCCCACUGAGCUGAGAGUAGCAAAUAUGAGCUUUGGUCCUGGGAGCACAGUGGGAGCCAGGAUUGAGUGGAGCAUGCCUCCUGACCUGGAUGUUCCCAUCCACCACUACAAGGUCAGUUGGAGCUGGACUGCAGUUGGACAUUCUUCCGCCUCAUCCCUGACCAAGAGGAGGAAGACGGUCAGAAAGAGCCAGGUGGAGCUGGACGGCAUGAGGACCAACAGGAGCUACAGUGUGGAGGUUCAGGCUGUGUCUUACUGGGGACAAACUCAGUUCAAAGGACCGCGCGCUGUCCUCCACUUCACCACGCAGCAAAGCACGAGUGCUCCCAGAAGCCCUGCAGGUGACGUCCUGGAUGUGGGGACACCGUUCUACCAGGACGGACAGCUCAGGGUUCAUGUUUACUGGCAGAGAAGCGUGGAUCCUUUGGUUGAAUUCUACAGAAUCCAGUGGGGACCUGAAUACUGCGGACACAACCAGACCAGCCCUGUGGAGGAGACCAGUACAAAGGAGAGCUUUAUCAGCCUGCAGGGCUUACUCUUCUCCUGUAAGUACAAAGUCCUUCUGCAGCCAGUCAGCAAGACGAGUCAUCCUCUGGCAGAAAGCACCAGCUUUCAUACGCCUCCCUGCACCACCAUCCAGGCCAAGAGUCCAACACCUGUCAACUGUCCCAGAGAAACCGCUAUGAAUCUUCAGAAAGUCCUGGUGAAACCAACCAACCUGAUCGCAUCUUUUGAGGUCCUGGGGGGCAAUGUGACAGCUAUCUUUAGCUGGGAUAUAUCUAUGACUUCAUCCCACCAGCAGCUAACUGGUUACCAGGUUACCUGGGCAGAAGUCAUCUCAACUAACCGCAACUACAAUGUCAAGCUGCCUCGCACCCUGAUCUCCCAGUCCCAGAUCCUACCGCCGGAUCAAGGCUGAGGAAGCAUCCUGAGCAGCCAAUCACUGACAGACACUGAGACCAGAAGGCCUCAUGACCCGAGCUCCCAAAACAAUAAAGAAGAAGCCACAGAGCAGCGGUGCUAACUGACAAAUGGCAGCUUGUCAGUUACAACAAGACAACAAGUGACAGCUGACAGACAUGUGAAUCCCUCCCUGCAGUUUUACCGAACUUGACCCUCAAGUAAGCAUGUAUACAACAUAUUUCAGUAAAAGUACGGACACAACUUUCACCAACAGGAAGAUAAACAAAAAGCUCUCUUUGUGUUUUCAGUUCUUUUUACUUCUGUUUGCUACAGUUAUAUGUAAAAAAUAAAUACAAAAGCAUGAAAUGGAUUUAGUCGACAACGACAUCAGAGAUGAAAAAGAUAUAUUAACAUCACGAACGAGCACUGAUAGUAAACUGGAUCCUAAAAACUGGAUCUUAAGGAUUCAAGUUCAGGAUUAGUUUACUGAUAUGUACUAAGGUCUGAUCAACAGUUUUGAUACAAUUGCAUGUAAUGAUAGAAAUUAAUGUCAGUGUCACUGAGUGGUGCCAUUAAGAGCUCUUGCAACUUAUUUUCUAAAAAGAUUUGUUGUUUUAUAAAUGACAUGUAGCUCCUCCCACUCUCUCUUCAAAUGCUGUAUAUACUUUGUGUCUCUAUUUAUUGGUUGUGGUAUAUUUGUGCCUGGACUGUUACAUCUGCGUUGCAUGUGUGUGCGCACAUUUGUUCACCUCUCUGUGCAAAGAUGGUUUUAACUACAGAUACGUGUCAAAUACAGCGCGCUGCACCCAUGUACAGGUUUCUUGUUUCCUGUACUCCUGGUUCAGUAUUUAGCCAUGAGAAGUGUAACCAAGACUUAUUCAUGUGGACAGAAACUAAACCAAGACGGUUGUACUCCAGAUGUGGUUCUAUUGUUCUUGAAGUGUAAAACGUCUCAUUGCCAGUAUGAGCUGCUGUAUGUUAACAAACCUCGAAUAGAGUUUAUUUCCAUGAUGAAGUUGUGCUACAGAUGGCUGCAUACAGACACUGAGUCUGUUUGGAUAAGAGCAUGUUUCCUUUACGUUUACCACAGUGAACAGAGCCGCAGAGACAAAGACUGAACACAGGAGGUUGGUUUAAGUUUAAGGCUGAAGAAUAUUUAUCAUAGUUCAGACCAUAAACAAUAAAAAAGAUGCAACUCGUCACCAUCAUGUCACCCUUUGGAGAACCUGGUACACAUGUAUGUAUUUGCUGUUGUGUUAAUCCAUCCAUUUUCUUCCGCUUAUCCGGGGCCGGGUCACGGGGCAGCAGCCCAAGCAGCAAAGCCCAGA
Messenger RNA from Haplochromis burtoni (Burton's mouthbrooder), 3123 nucleotides. Its product is annotated as anosmin-1. Gene Ontology annotation, cellular component: extracellular region; cell surface. Gene Ontology annotation, molecular function: protein binding; peptidase inhibitor activity. NCBI's taxonomy places the organism in Eukaryota, Metazoa, Chordata, Actinopteri, Cichliformes, Cichlidae. The record is from RefSeq and is a predicted model, not a curated record. Gene Ontology annotation, biological process: neuron differentiation.